Molecule: messenger RNA, 437 nt
Organism: Paramuricea clavata
Lineage: Eukaryota; Metazoa; Cnidaria; Anthozoa; Malacalcyonacea; Plexauridae
Source: the annotation of a GenBank genome assembly
AUGUUACUAACACUGUAACCACACUUCCCACAAUUAAAGUUCAAUUGAAACGGAGAUUGCAAUAUAAAAGUUCAGCACUUUCAUUAAACAUAAGACCUAACAAAGUCAUGCAAGCAGGUGCUUGGUUAGUCAAUACUAGCACUUUAUACCAAGAGCAAGGAAUUACCCUUGAUGAAAACUGGAUGACAAGUGUUCAAUCAGAAAUGGCUACUGAUAUUCACAGCAAUAGAAACACAAAUGGUUCAGAUGAUCAAACUGAUCCAGACGAUGAUUGGAGUGAGGAUGAAGCAGAAAUACCUGCUGGUGUAACCGACAGCAUGCUUACAUCCCCAGAUUUUGUCGAUGACAGUGAAAGACAUGAAAUAUACAACUUUGCUCCCGCAGGAGGUAACAGACCACUGAGUAUAUUUAGAGAUCAAUAUUACCGAAAUCAGUAG